CCAUAAGUGCCUCAGCGAAGGUCACAUUGGAGUGCUGUGUUUUUAUUUCCCCACAGCAGGCAGCAAGUUAAAACACGACGCUGUCAAGCGUAACAUUCUGUAUUUUUAUUUUUAUUUAUUUGGUGAGCUGGAUAAUAAUUGCCUUGAGUCAGUGUGAAAAGCUUUACUGUGGGUUACUAUGGCGCGGAGUUAUAAAAUGGGACGCAGAAUGAAAACAUAUGACAUCAUCAGGACAGUGGUGGCGACGCGACAGGCUUCCUUAUUUACCCGAAGACUUGAUAAUAUUGCACGAAUUCACGCCUUUCUGUUCGCUUUUGAAACUAUUGAUGAGUACUGAUCAUCGUCGGAACACUGCGCCUGUCUGCCUGUGUCAAUAGCAGAAAGACAGUCAUAGGGUUUUGGAAUGACAUGAGUUGAGUAAAUGAUGAAAAUCAUGAGGAUUUUUGGGUCCUAAAGGUCGUAUUUUCUCCUGUGGUGUCUGUGUGGAGCGUGCCACACACCCACUCCACAACAACGACGGCUUUUGCUUGCAUCUUCCAGUGUUUCUUCUGUCAGCAAGUUCAGCAAAGCUGCAACUCGUCUAGUGCCAGCCCAGAAGAACCCAGUGAAGAGAACCACGACUGUGAGAUGGUCAAAAUGACAAAGUCAAAGACUUUCCAGGCCUACCUGCCCAACUGUCACCGAACCUACAGCUGCAUCCACUGCCGGGCACAUCUCGCCAAUCACGAUGAGCUCAUCUCAAAGUCAUUCCAAGGCAGCCAGGGACGAGCCUACCUCUUUAAUUCAGUUGUGAACGUCGGUUGUGGUCCAGCGGAGGAGAGGGUUCUCCUAACAGGUUUACAUGCUGUGGCAGACAUCUACUGUGAAAAUUGUAAAACCACUCUGGGCUGGAAAUACGAGCAUGCAUUUGAGAGCAGUCAGAAAUACAAAGAAGGAAAAUUCAUCAUCGAGCUUGCUCAUAUGAUCAAAGAUAAUGGCUGGGAGUGACCUUGGCCUACUUCCUCUCUCUGCUCAGUGACCUUUGGGCUGCUCUGUUGUGGACUUUGCCGAGUGACACCACCACACGCACACGUACACAAAUGAAAAUAAAACGCACAGACACGCACGCCAACGUCAACCAUGACACAUCUAGACUGGGUCAUCACAAAACUCAAAGGCAGAGUGACGGAAAGCGUAUCAAGGACAUCUACGGUCACUGAAAGACUCUCUAGGGACCUUUUCGGAGAUGUACAUGUCAACACUUUGGGAUCCGAACCUUCUCCCUUCCUGUUGGACUCAGUUUCCGCCCCAUUAACUGGUUUCGGUGUGCUCGGCCCUCCUCGUAAACUGUUAACAGUAUCCAGAAGACAGUCUCGUGUUUUUCGUUUUAACAUCCUCCGCUCUUUUUGUGAAUAAGCGGGGAGGUGUGCGCUCUAGUGUGUAUACUUUCUUUUCGACGGGAAUCUGGAGUCCUCCCUGGUGGACUGAUGUUACUGGUUAGCAUUUUUCUCCUUCUCUGAGCCCGACCCGUUCUGAUUGUCUUUCCGUUCACGUUGGGGUAGCGACCGACGCGAUUGACAUGCGUUAGAGGCAAUGUAGCAGUAUAUUUUGGAUGGGGUGGGCGUUCAGCAUUGCAGUGGCAUAGCAUUGUUUGUAUUUAUGAUCUCCCUUGCGUUUUAACCAUUUUAUUUUUUUUUUCUUCCUCGGAUGACUUCACUGUGCAAUUCGCGGGACACUCUGGUACAACAGUAGCGUCUGACCCCUACAGGAGCUUUAGUUGCCUCUGGUGCUUUUGGUGAGAUUACACAAACACGCGUCUUUGAGUUGGCAUUUGUGGCAGGUUCCAUUUUUGCUAUAGGCGAGAGAAAAACACACGACAAGCUACAGCCGUUUGGAUGCACUGGACAUUUGGGGAAAACUGAAACUAGUGUCCUCCUCGGAACAAUGUUUGCAUUACGUUUUCAUCCCCCGUCACGCCAAAUGAUUUUACAAAACUGUUGUUGAUAUUACAAUCAUGUGUAUGUUCAUUGCUAUGUGUAAUUUAUGUGUUAAACCACAUGUUAGGACAUGCACACGCCAUGUUAGCUCUGUGUGUUUUACGCAUUAUGUUUAUGGCAUACUUGAAUGCAGUUACUUUGUUUGCACUUUGCAGAGGCCUUGUUCAUGGGUUUAGAGGCAAAAGUCUGUCCAUUGAAUGGCCUUUUUUCAUUGAUAAUAAUCGAAUGAUUGUAUGAGAUGCUUUGAAUGAUUUGCAGGGUUGGGUGGUUGCUGGCUUGAUCAUCUCCCUCUCGUUUCAAACACACAAAAUCGGCUGCUUUCGCUUUCUUCCACAGGCUGGCAGACCUGUUCGCUACGCUCGUAAUUCGUUCAAUUUGAUGCGCGCAUCACAAACAGGUCUCAAAUUUAACAAUCAGACACCAUUCAAAGUGGCGUUACGUGAUUCUUUUGCUGCUAAUAGAGAGAAAUGCAAUCCAGAGCUUUCACUUUUGAACCUUCUGCACUUUACCCGGACUGUCUGAGAGCAUGCGAGCCCAUGCGUUCCUUUUGUAGCUUUUCUCCACGUCUUUGCCUCUAAGCAGCAUGAAUCUUGUGCCUCUUCAAAAGAUUAAAAAAAGAAA
Molecule: messenger RNA, 2597 nt
Organism: Rhinichthys klamathensis goyatoka
Lineage: Eukaryota; Metazoa; Chordata; Actinopteri; Cypriniformes; Leuciscidae
Gene: ypel1
Product: yippee-like 1
Exons: 6
Coding region: 628-987 (119 amino acids)
Source: RefSeq, a predicted model, not a curated record